AUGCAAUUCAAUCGUGUAUUACGACGUUUUUUUGAAGGAGCGUUUAUCUCUAGAAAGAUGGUGAAACUCGAAGUCGCUUAUUUGGGAAUGCAAUGCUUCUGGGGCGAAUCUGCCUGGGCUAAGAACAAAGGAGUUCGUGUAACCCGAGUUGGAUAUGCUGGAGGUGAAAGCUCCAAUCCCACCUACCAAAGCAUUGGUGACCAUACUGAAAUCACUGAAGUCACUUUCGACCCAUCCAUCAUCACCUAUAGAGAGAUCUUGAACUUCUUCUGGACCCAUCACAACCCUGCUGUUCACAGAAAGAAGCAAUACCAAUCUGCCAUCCUCUAUACAAGCCCUGAACAGAAGGAUGCUGCCUUGGAAACGCUCGAGGCAACCAAGAGCAAGGUAGAGGAUGUCGAGACGUACGUUAAACCUUUGAAUGUAUUCUAUGAGGCUGAAGCUUACCACCAGAAGUAUUGGCUUCGUAAUGCCCACGAUAUCUUCCGAGAGCUGAAAUUGAGUGAUAAGGAAGUCGCCACUGGCGUCUUGGCCACCAAAUUGAAUGCCUAUAGUGCCGGUUAUCAAGAUUUCUCUGAAUUACACGAACUCCAAAAAGAAUACAAUCUUUCGGAUGAGUUGGUUCAGAAAAUCACCGACUUGGCUAAGAGAGGAGGAGACCCCCGAGCUUGCCAUUGA
This is a messenger RNA of Auanema sp. JU1783, 678 nucleotides long. NCBI's taxonomy places the organism in Eukaryota, Metazoa, Nematoda, Chromadorea, Rhabditida, Rhabditidae. The record is from the annotation of a GenBank genome assembly.